CGCGUCUGCAGUUACCGCUGUGCUCCUCCUCUAGGUAGGCCCUGCGUGAGCGAUCGGCCACCCGGGACUCCUCCCAGCAGCAGGUCCGCUGUCCGCCGCGACCACGCCCCUCCGCGCCCUGGGCCCUGACUGCUCCUGCGCCCCGCGGGUGCGGUCCCGGGAGAAGGGGCCAGGCGCCCACCCUCCUGCAGGUGGAGCGGGGUGGAGGCUCUUCCCGACCCCAGCCGCAGGACGCCAGGACCAGCGAGAUUCAUAGAAUCAAUUAUGGGCGUGAGAGGUUUACAGGGUUUUGUGGGAAGUACCUGCCCACAUAUAUGUACAGUAGUAAAUAUCCAAGAGCUGGCUGAGCGCCACAGAAACAAGUACCCUGGAUGUCCCCCUACCAUUGUGGUGGAUGCCAUGUGCUGUCUACGAUACUGGUACACACCAGAAUCCUGGAUCUGCGGUGGCCAGUGGCGAGAAUACUUUUCUGCCUUGAGAGAUUUUGUAGCCGCCUUCACAUCUGCCGGCAUCAAGUUGAUAUUCUUCUUUGAUGGCAUGGUGGAGCCAGGUAAGAGAGAUGAGUGGGUAAAGCGAAGACUUAAAAACAACAGGGAGAUAUCCAAGAUUUUCCACUAUAUCAAGUCAAAGCGAGAUCAGCCGGGCAGGAACAUGUUCUUCAUUCCCUCCGGGCUAGCCAUAUUUACACGGUUCGCUCUGAAGUCCUUGGGCCAGGAAACCUUCUGUUCAUUACAGGAGGCAGACUAUGAGGUGGCCUCCUAUGGUCUCCAGCACAACUGUCUUGGGAUCCUUGGGGAAGACACUGAUUACUUGAUUUAUGACACUUGUCCCUACUUUUCAAUUGGUGAUCUCUGCCUGGAGACUCUGGAAACCAUCAUGCUCUGUCGAGACAAGCUCUGUGAGAGUCUGGGCCUCCAUGUGGCAGACCUUCCUCUGCUGGCCUGUCUGCUCGGCAACGACAUCACCCCAGAGGGCAUGUUUGAAAGCUUCCGGUACAAGUGCUUGUCCUCCUAUGCCUCUGUGAAAGAGAAUGCUGGCAAAAAAGGAAAUAUUAUCUUAGCUGUUUCAGACUAUAUCUCCAAAGUUCUUCACUUGCAUCAAGGUGAGAAAAAGAUAGAAGAGAUGUUACCCUUGGGACCAAACAAAGCUCUUUUUUAUAAAGGAGUGGCAUCCUAUCUUUUGCCAGGGCAGAAAUCUCCAUGGUUAGUUCAGAAACCCAAAGGCACAAUGGCAGACAAGCGAGUGGGGAGUUUAAACCCUGAAUCUAAGCAAGAAGUUCCUAUGUGUGUAGAUCCUGAGUCCAAGCAAGAAGUUUCUGUGUGUAGUGAUCCCGAGUCCAUGCAAGAAGUUCCCAUGUGUAUGGAUCCUGAAUCCAACCAAGAAGCUUCCAUGUGCACAGAUCCUGAAUCCAAACAAGUUCCCAUGUGCACAGAUCCUGAAUCCAAACCAGAAGUUCCCAUGUGCACAGAUCCUGAAUCCAAGCAAGAAGCUUCCAUAUAUGCAUAUCCAGAGGUCAAGCAAAAAUUACCUCCAGAAACAGAGGCUGAAUUUAAUCUAGAAGUACUCAUGUGUACACACCCUGAAAUUAAACAAGAAGACGCCAUGGAUAUGGAGCCUGAAAUUAAACAAGUAACCAUGGUUUCAGACUCCGAAAUCUUAAAGGUUGCCAAGAUGAAUCAUGUCCACUCAGAAAGCUACCUAGUGUACAACAUUAUGAGCAGUGGAGAGAUUGAGUGCAGCAACACCCUGGAGGAUGAGCUGGACCAAGCCCUACCCAGCCAAGCCUUCAUCUACCGCCCAGUCCGGCAGCGUGUGUACUGGCUUUUACUUGGGGACUGGAAAGAUGGAGCCAACACCGGCCCGGUGGUCAAGGAGUGGUUUGUGUACCCUGGGAACCCCCUGAAGCAGCCAGACCUUGUUAGGCCUCUGCAGAUGACUGUUCAAGGGGGAACACCUAGUUUGGAAGUUUUGUGGCUGAGCCAAGAGCCAGCAGCACAGGCCCGGCGCCUAGACACAUUGCUAGCCUGCUUCAACCUCUCCUCCUCCAGAGAAGAGCUGCAGGCCGUUGAGAGUCCGUUGAGAGCACUGUGCUGCCUCCUAAUCUACCUCUUUGUCCAGGUGGACACUCUUUCCCUGGAAGAUCUACACGCGUUUAUUGCUCAGGCCUUGUGCCUCCAAGGAAAAUCAACCUCACAGCUUAUGAACUUACAGGGGGCAGACAGUAUGAGCAUGACCAGUGGAGACGAUACUAGACAUCUCGCAGAAAGUGUGGGAAGAGGAUGCAGGGCCCAGGCUCCACCCUCAUCCAGAGUAAUGUCACCCAGUCUCACCAGCAAGGCGAUGGCAACUGGAACCACACUUCAAAGGAAGGAAAAAUUACCUUUCAGAGGUUUCUCCCACAUGUAUUGUAAAAACGCCCAUUGGUUUGGUUUCAAAGGUUGCUCCUGACUCCAUGACCCACAACACCAUCACUAACAUCACAUGCUUUCCCGAUCUUAGCAGGACUCUAGAUUGUGAAAAUGUUUUCCCAAAUCAUUAGUCUUUGAAAUCAUGGAGUCUUAGUUACUUUUCUAUUACUGUGAAAAGACACCAUGACCAAAGCAACUUAUAAAAGGAAGCAUCUGACGUGGGGCUCAAGGUUCCAGAGGGUAGCAGAGUCCAUGACCAUCAUGUCAGAGAGCAUGGCGGCAGGCAGGCUAAUGAACACUUACUAACUGGGAACAGCUCCGGGUUUUGAAACUUCAAAGCCCACCACAUUGACACACCCCCUCCAGCAAGGCCACGCCUUCUCCAGCAAGGCCACACCCCUCCAGCAAGGCCACGCCUCCUCCAGCAUGACCACACCUAAUCCUUUCCACCAACUGGAGAACAAGCAUUCAAACAUAUUAGCCUGUGCGGGUCAUUCUCAUUCAGUCCAUGACACAUGAAAUCUAAUAGCCAUACAACCUGUCAGAAAUUACUUUUUCAUUAGAAAUUCUAACAGAAGUCAAUUGUCUAACUACUUCUUUUCUUGAUCCUCAGAAGUGUUUGGAUAGAAAAAAUAAACUAAACUCUUGCUUGCUUAUGGGAAA
This is a messenger RNA of Peromyscus leucopus (white-footed mouse), 3071 nucleotides long. RefSeq names its product family with sequence similarity 120B (gene Fam120b). The transcript is spliced from 8 exons. The record is from RefSeq and is a predicted model, not a curated record. Gene Ontology annotation, cellular component: nucleus. The coding region runs from base 265 to 2448 and encodes 727 amino acids. NCBI's taxonomy places the organism in Eukaryota, Metazoa, Chordata, Mammalia, Rodentia, Cricetidae.